UGCAUGCAGCUCAGAUAUAACUUGCUUUAGAACACAUGUUGCAACAUUACUAUCUUUGAUCUAUAAUUGCGAGUUGAUGACUAAUCCAUUUUACGCAAUAGGUAUGAAUCAGUUCAAAUUACUGCUUUCUGGUGAUCAAAUUUCGACGAACCACAAUUGGCUUGGUGAAGUCAGGCGUGUAGUGAACAGUCAGCCCUGCAUCAGAAUAGGUGGCCGACAUGAUGAUUUAAACGAAGUUGGUUAUGAUUCUUAUCACCACACCAUGUUCGAAAUGCUUGGACACUGGUCAUUCGGGUCAGCUGACAAGCCCACAGUCACCACUUUUGAAGCAGUUCGUGUCCGCACUUGGGAAGGGCUAAUAACAUGA
This is a messenger RNA of Protopolystoma xenopodis, 367 nucleotides long. The record is from the annotation of a GenBank genome assembly. NCBI's taxonomy places the organism in Eukaryota, Metazoa, Platyhelminthes, Monogenea, Polystomatidea, Polystomatidae.